AUGUUGAUUGCUUUUGAACAAGUAGAGGUUGAUUAUGUUUUGUUUAGGGAUGCCCCAAAACCUAUUAAACAAACCAAUGCUAUGAUUGAAAUUCCUAGUACUCCUAUUCCAGGGAAUAAAGAAUCCGGUACUAGUCCAAGGACCACUACUGUCAUUGUUAAUGAAUCUGAAAUCAGGAAAUUUGAUCAUGAUAAUAAGUUUGUUAGAGGUCAUCUUUUGAACAGCAUGAAAAACAAAAUAUUUGAUUUGUAUGUUAAUAUGAAAUCUUCAAAGGAGAUGUGGGAAUCUUUAGAAAAGAAAUAUGGUGCUGAUGAUGCUGGAAAAAAGAAGUAUGUGACUGGAAAUUGGUUGAACUUCAAAUUGGUUGAUACAAAGCCUAUCAUGGACCAGGUCCAUGUGUAUGAAAAUUAUGUUGCUGAGAUUCUUGCUCAAGGUAUGAAGAUGUGUGAAAUCCUUCAGGCCAAUGUUUUAAUUGAAAAAUUACCAGAUUCCUGGUCUGAUUAUCAAAAUCACCUCAAGCAUAAAAAGAGGGAUUUAACCCUAGAAGAACUUGUGAGCCACAUGAAGAUUGAGGAAGCCAAUAGGCUUAAGGAUGUUUCCUAUAAGCCAAAGAAUGUGUUAUCAAUCAAAUAUAACCUUGUUGAAUCUAGUGCUGACUCUGACAAGAAAUCAGUGGGGCACUUUGCUUCACUGUGCAAAAAUAAAAAGAAGAAAAAUCUGAAAUCGAGUGGAGGGAACAAGGGUCAGGCUCAUCUGGCUGAGAAUGAGGAUGAAGAUGUCAUCACUGAAGUUGUCUCUGAAGUCAACUUGGUUGAGAACAACACUGAAUGGAUUGUAGACACUGGUGCAUCUAGACACUUCUGUGCUAACAAGGACCUGUUUGUCGGUAUGGAAGAGGCAAAGGAAGAUAAACAAGUCUACAUGGGAAAUUCAAGCAGCUCUGAGGUACUUGGGAAGGGCAAAGUGGUUUUGAAGCUGACUUCAGGGAAGACCUUGGCUCUACAUAAUGUGUUGUAUGUUCCUUCUCUUCAUAAAAAAAUUUAA
Molecule: messenger RNA, 1044 nt
Organism: Chenopodium quinoa (quinoa)
Lineage: Eukaryota; Viridiplantae; Streptophyta; Magnoliopsida; Caryophyllales; Amaranthaceae
Exons: 2
Coding region: 1-1044 (347 amino acids)
Source: RefSeq, a predicted model, not a curated record